UCUCUCUCUCUCUCUCUCUCUCUCUCUCUCUGCAAAGCCCUAAAAUUUCUCCGAUCUCGCCAUACCCAUCACUUCCCGGCCGGACCCAGACUCGAUUACCCGCCUACCGGACCUGACCCAGUUUGCAUUUCCCCGCACUGACCCACUCGGAGUUGGAAAAGAUAGGGUUUAGUGUGUGAGAGAGAGGGAGAUGGAGGAGGAGAAACCCUAGAAGAGUCCCUGAUCUUUUCGGAAUCAGGUUUUCCGGCGAGACCCGAAACAGAGGACACGAUCCGAUUGUGGUUUAACCGGUUAGGAAGUUGACGGAAUUGGAGAAGGUGAAAUGUACAAGAAUCAGCUGCAGGAGCUUGCGCAGAGGAGCUGCUUCAACCUCCCUUCGUACACCUGCAUAAGGGAAGGUCCUGAUCACGCGCCAAGGUUCAAGGCCACUGUCAACUUCAAUGGCGAGGUGUUCGAGAGUCCACACUACUGCUCCACUCUCCGCCAGGCUGAGCACUCCGCAGCCGAAGUCGCUCUCAACGCACUCUCUAAUCGAGGCCCUUCUUACUCUCUCGCCGCCAGGAUCUUGGAUGAAACGGGUGUGUACAAAAAUCUGCUGCAAGAAAUAGCCCAAAGAGUCGGGGCUCCUCUACCACGAUACACGACCUUCAAGUCUGGCCUCGGCCACCAACCUGUGUUCACCGGCAUCGUGGAAUUAGCUGGAAUCACUUUCACUGGGGAGCCUGCUAAGAACAAGAAGCAAGCCGAGAAGAAUGCCGCUAUGGCUGCCUGGUCUUCCCUUAAACAAUUGGCGAAAGAAAUGUUGAGUUCUCCAUCUGAGCCAGAGAACACCGAUGAACUAGAACAGGUGACCAUAGCACGAGCUUUGAUAAAUUACCGUAUCAAGGAAAAUAUUGGAACAGGAAGCUCCUCUAGCGCCUCGGUCCCAUUUGCGAAGAAGUUUUUCGUUCAAAACCCUAGACCCACAAGCCCUCAGCCUUUGCAUGCCGCCACUUCGAAGAUCUUACCCUUUAUUUGUCCAAAAGUCGCCUCUAGAAGCAGAACCGUCGCCACAUCUUCUGGUGACAGAACCUCGGAGAACCGCAGCUAUCGCACUCAGCAGAGAUUCCCAGCUCCAGGAGCAACUCCUUAUGUUCUGAUGAGACAGUUCAGAUCAACAUGUCAUGGAAUGGCUCCACCUGUUACGAUCAGAACGGCUGUGCCUGUCUUCUCUGCACCUCCAAUGCCCCCACCUUCUACCGCCGCUUCCACUGCUCAGCCGCCCUCUGCUUUUGUUCCGUCACUGAUGCGGACUGCUGCUCCUGUUAGAAUCGCACCGCCCGUCACCAUUAGACCUGCAAUGCCUGUUUUUACUGCACCGCCGGUCAAAAAGGAAGAACCUUUACCCGUCAAGAAAGAAAAUACCGAGACCACUGAAGUUCGAGACCAAGAAGAUGAGAGCAUGGCAUUGGAUAACACUGUUUUGCCUGAUACUUUGGCAAUCGGAGAAGCAGUGGCUGAGAAAACAGAUGCAGAAAGUUUUGCAACAAACCCUGAAGCCGAGAAAGUAAACCCGGAGGAGGACGUGAAAGAGGCAGAGAGGACAGCUUCCUCGGGAGAAUCCGAGACAGCACGACAGUGCCUGGAAGAACUCGAAAUCUGAGAGGAAAUUGCAAGAAACAUAUUGAUUGCGUCUGUUUUUUUUUUUUUCUUGAGGUUGGCAUCUCUCUCUGUUAUGAUCUUCUUUGUUUUUGGUUAUGAUUUCAACUCUUUGUUUAGAGUCCGACAGGGCACUUUCAUUACCAGCAGCAGCAGCAGCAGAAGAAGGUUUGUGUAUUAUAUAUUGGGAAGUUUAGGAAGCGCCUUUGAUUUAUAGCGUUUUGUAUCAGUAUCUUCUAUACGCUUUGCUAUUUCUGUUUUGCACUUUUCUUUUUUUC
Tarenaya hassleriana is the source of this 1916-nucleotide messenger RNA. Its product is annotated as double-stranded RNA-binding protein 2-like. NCBI's taxonomy places the organism in Eukaryota, Viridiplantae, Streptophyta, Magnoliopsida, Brassicales, Cleomaceae. The coding region runs from base 323 to 1642 and encodes 439 amino acids. The record is from RefSeq and is a predicted model, not a curated record. Gene Ontology annotation, molecular function: double-stranded RNA binding. The transcript is spliced from 3 exons.